Maylandia zebra (zebra mbuna) is the source of this 1894-nucleotide messenger RNA. RefSeq lists its product as uncharacterized. Gene Ontology annotation, biological process: regulation of transcription by RNA polymerase II. Lineage: Eukaryota; Metazoa; Chordata; Actinopteri; Cichliformes; Cichlidae. Gene Ontology annotation, molecular function: DNA-binding transcription factor activity, RNA polymerase II-specific; RNA polymerase II cis-regulatory region sequence-specific DNA binding. The record is from RefSeq and is a predicted model, not a curated record.
GCUAGCAUGAUGCUCACAGGGAUGUAAAAAUUUUCUACUGCGUCGCUUCUUUUCACAUUUUUUAAACCACUACUUGGAAGCACUUACUAAUUCUUCUAAUUUACCUGGCAUAUAUUACUUUGAAUGAGUCAACAUGGCGACGUGCAUUCCCUUUCAAACACAGUUAUCCUCAAUAAUGGAGGUUCUGGUGAAGGCAGCAGUGGCAGAGAUAUCCAAACUAGUCGAUGACAAAUGUGCGUUUCUGCAUCUUGAAAUAUCCCGAAAGCAGAGCGAGAACGAGAUGCUGAAGAGGAAACUGCUGGUGAUGGAGAGCAAAAAUGCGCAGCUGCAGCGAGGAUUCGAAAACUACAUGGACAGAGGAACUGAUGUGGGGAGCAACUGUCCGCACCCUGCAAGAGAUAUGAAGUUUCCUGAGAUUGAAGAUGCAACUGUUUCCUUCACAAUUAAAGAAGAAAGUCCAGAUGAGGCUCUAUGGAUCAGUGAUUCUGCUGGACCAAUUGGUUCUGCUGUUCAGUACCCUAACGCUGCUAGUGCUCCAGAGAACCAGCAGUUUGAAGAGGGCCACCAGUUAACCCAUCCAGAGGUUGCCAGACAGAAGCCAUCAGAGUUCAGUGACUCGUUUAACUCUGCCCAGCGUGCAGUAGACAUCGGUAGUCUUCAGUUCACAGUGAAGACAGAGAAGGAAGAAGAUCGACUGGCAUUCAGACAGGAUGGGUGCCAGCACAAUGUGGGGAAGCAGACGCAACUUGCUGCUGAAUUUUCAUUGGAUGAAAGGGAGAAUCAAAUUUGGUCGUCCAUAAUUGAAGGUAAUGACAUUGACACUGGGUUCCCUGACUUCUCUAGUGUAGUAGAGGAGUAUUCCAACACGUACCCGGACCAUUCAGAUCCAAAUGUAGCUUCUAACCUGAGCAAGUCGACUAACGUCCAGCAGUUGCCUUCUCAGAGGCUUUGCAAUGGGAUUUACAACAGCGAAUAUCAGAAGGACGUUCCACAGUCGUCAGAUUUCCAGCCUAGGUCGCAGGCUCCGUUAUUGCAGCAAGACAAGCAGAAGGAACUAAUUUACCCGCAGAGAAACGCGUCACACUCCACUCACCUGAGCCAGCUAGAGGAAGACCCUGAGAGGGAGACCGCAACUCGAGACGGACCAGUUGUAACUCAGUCGCACAACACGUUCACACCGAGCAGCUUUAACCCUCACAGCCUACACAAACCCCUCUCUGGGACGGCCCGAUGCUACGGGUGCUCGCAGUGCGGAAAGUCGUUCAGCCGCCUCCACCAGUUCAAGCUGCACCAGCAGAGCCACAAGAGAAAGCGAGCGUUUUGGUGCACGGUGUGCGGGAAGAGUUUCCAGUGCUCGUCGCACCUCAGCAUACACCACCGGACUCACACGGGAGAGAAGCCGUACGGUUGCGGACAGUGCGGGAAGAGGUUCACGCAGCAGAGCAGCCUGAGGGUUCACCAGCGGACGCACAGCGGGGAACGACCAUACAGCUGCUCACAGUGCGGGAAAACCUUCAUCCUCAUGCAUCAUUUAAAGCGACACCGAAUCAUUCACACCUACAGCUGAGGUGGUGCGAGUGGUCGAGGUGAAAGACGACGGUCUGAGAAUCAAAUAUUCAGUGGACGGCAGCUUUUUUUUCCAGUGGGAUUUUUUUUUUAACCAUAUGGCAUUACUGAACAACUUUGUAUAUUAAUGCAUAUUUUACUAUGCAAAAUCCAUCUGGAUAUCAACAUGUUUGCUUCUUUUUAAGUACUUAAAAUGAUCAAAAUGUGAAACUGAACUGCACCCUCGUUCACACGUUUGUGAAACCCUUCCAAAGCUAGAAAUCCAAAAAAAUGGAAAAGGAAAACCAAGCUCUUAAAUGGUAAAUGGCCUGUAUUUGUAUAGCGCUUU